Molecule: messenger RNA, 1215 nt
Organism: Chrysochloris asiatica (Cape golden mole)
Lineage: Eukaryota; Metazoa; Chordata; Mammalia; Afrosoricida; Chrysochloridae
Gene: AGPAT5
Product: 1-acylglycerol-3-phosphate O-acyltransferase 5
Exons: 8
Coding region: 1-1098 (365 amino acids)
Cellular component (GO): endomembrane system; mitochondrion
Molecular function (GO): acyltransferase activity
Source: RefSeq, a predicted model, not a curated record
AUGCUGCUGUCCCUGGUGCUCCACACGUACUCGAUGCGCUACGUGCUGCCGGCCACCGUGCUCCUGGGCACGGCUCCCACCUACGUCCUGGCCUGGGGGGCCUGGAGGCUGCUCUCCUGCUUCCUGCCCGCCCGCUUCUACCAGGCUGUGGACGACCGGCUCUAUUGCAUCUACCAGAGCAUGGUGCUCUUCUUCUUCGAGAACUACACCGGGGUGCAGAUAUUGCUAUAUGGGGAUUUGCCAAAAAAUAAAGAGAAUAUAAUAUAUUUAUCAAAUCAUCAAAGCACAGUGGACUGGAUUAUUGCCGACAUUUUGGCCAUCAGGCAGAAUGCUCUUGGACAUGUUCGCUAUGUGCUAAAAGAUAGAUUAAAAUGGCUUCCAUUGUAUGGGUGCUAUUUUUCUAAGCAUGGAGGCAUCUAUGUAAAACGAAGUGCCAAAUUUAAUGAAAAGGAAAUGAGAAACAAACUGCAGAGCUACAUGAUCACAGGAACUCCAAUGUUUCUUGUGAUUUUUCCAGAAGGAACAAGGUAUAAUCCAGAAAUUACAAAAGUCCUUACAGCUAGUCAAACAUUCGCUGCUCAAGAAGGCCUUGCAGUAUUAAAACAUGUGCUGACACCAAGAGUAAAGGCAACUCAUGUCGCUUUUGAUUCUAUGAAGAAUUAUUUAGAUGCAAUUUAUGAUGUUACAGUGGCUUAUGAAGGGACUGUAGACGAUAAAGGGCAGAGAAAAGAAGCACCAUCAAUGACUGAAUUUCUCUGCAAAGAAUGUCCAAAAAUUCAUAUUCACAUUGAUCGAAUAGACAAAAAAGAUGUCCCGGAAGAACAAGCAUAUAUGAGAAGAUGGCUUCAUGAACGUUUUGAAAUUAAAGAUAAGUUGCUUAUAGAAUUCUAUGAUUCACUGGAUCCGGAAAGAAGAAACAGAUUUCCUGGAAAAAGUGUUAAUUCCAAACUAAGUCUUAAGAAGACUUUUCCAUCAUUAUUGAUCUUAAGUGGUUUGACUGUUAGUAUGCUUAUGACAGAUGCUGGAAGGAAACUGUAUGUAAAAACAUGGGUAUAUGGAACCUUAAUUGGCUGCUUAUGGGUUAGUAUUAAAACAUAAAGAAGUAGUUAUCUCCAAUCAGUGGAUGGGCUUCACUGUCUCUUUAUGAUAGCUGCACAUGACAUCAAAUUGUUCAUUGAAUUUGCUAAGAAGUGUAAAUAAAGCCUUGUUGAUUGA